AUCAUUCUUGUUUAGCUGCAUAAUGGAGCCUAACUUUAAUGUUUCGCUUCCAUUAGUGUUCCUAAUUAUCACUCCUUUUCUUUUACUCCCUCUCCAUGCCAAAGAUGAAACUUCCUCCACCUACAUAGUCCACAUGGACAAAUCUCUCAUGCCUCAAGUUUUCACAAGCCAUCAUAAUUGGUAUGAAUCCACCCUUCAUUCCACAACAACACAAAGUGAUGAUCAUGUUCAUCCAUCAAAGAAAUUGGUGUACACCUACAAUCAUGCCAUGCAUGGAUUCAGUGCAGUCUUAUCACCAAAAGAGUUAGACAACCUCAAAAAAUCUCAUGGUUUUGUCACAGCUUACCCUGACAGAACAGCAACAAUAGACACAACACACACCUUUGAGUUUCUUUCAUUAGACCCUUCCAAAGGACUAUGGAAUGCAUCAAAUUUAGGAGAAAAUGUUAUUGUUGGUGUUAUUGACAGUGGUGUUUGGCCUGAAAGUGAAAGCUUUAAAGACGAUGGCAUGUCGAAAAACAUCCCAACAAAAUGGAAAGGAAAAUGUCAAGCAGGACAAGAUUUCAACACUUCUAUGUGUAACUUGAAAUUAAUUGGAGCUAGAUAUUUCAACAAAGGUGUGAUUGCAUCAAAACCAAAUGUCAAAAUCAGUAUGAACUCAGCUAGAGACACACAAGGACAUGGUAGUCACACAUCAUCAACGGCAGCCGGAAACUAUGUCAAAGAUGCAUCUUUCUUUGGUUAUGCAAAAGGUGUAGCUAGAGGUAUUGCACCAAAAGCUAGAAUUGCAAUGUAUAAAGUACUUUGGGACGAAGGUCGUCUAGCUUCUGAUGUUCUUGCAGGAAUGGAUCAAGCUAUUGAUGAUAAUGUUGAUGUUAUCUCAAUCUCAUUAGGUUUUAAUAGUGUUCCACUUUAUGAAGAUCCAGUUGCAAUAGCUUCAUUUGCAGCAAUGGAAAAAAAUGUGGUUGUUUCAUCUUCUGCUGGAAAUGAAGGUCCACAUCUUAGUACUUUACACAAUGGAAUCCCUUGGGUUAUAACCGUUGCGGCUGGUACAAUCGAUCGCACGUUUGGUAGUUUGAAACUGGGAAGUGGUGAAACUAUUGUUGGUUGGACUUUGUUUCCUGCUACUAAUGCUAUAGUUGAAAAUCUUCAACUUGUUUACAACAAAACUUUAUCAUCGUGCGAUUCAUAUAGUCUUUUAAGUGGAGCUGCAACAAGAGGGAUUAUUGUUUGUGAUGAAUUGGAAUCAGUUUCAGUUCUUAGCCAAAUCAAUUAUGUUAAUUGGGCAGGUGUAGUUGGUGCUGUUUUUAUCUCAGAAGAUCCAAAACUGCUUGAAACAGGAACAGUUUUUUCUCCAAGUAUUGUUAUUAGUCCAAAAGAUAAAAAAGCACUUAUCAAGUACAUAAAAAGUGUUAAAUUUCCAACUGCUAGCAUCAAUUUUCGACAAACAUUCGUUGGAACAAAGCCAGCACCAGCUGCUGCUUAUUACAGUUCAAGAGGUCCUUCAAAAAGCUAUCCAAGAAUCUUAAAGCCUGACAUUAUGGCACCUGGUUCUUAUGUUCUAGCUGCUUUUGCUCCGACUAUAUCAUCAGCUAGAAUCGGAACAAACAUUUUUUUAUCGAAUAAUUACAAUUUACUUUCAGGUACAUCAAUGUCAUGUCCUCAUGUAUCAGGCGUUGCGGCUUUGUUAAAGGCCGCAAAGCCUGAUUGGAGUUCGGCUGCUAUAAGAUCAGCAAUAGUUACAACAGCUAAUCCAUUUGAUAACAUGCAAAAUCCGAUUAUGGACAAUGGUAAUCCAUCUCAAUUCGCUUCGCCUCUUGCUAUGGGAGCUGGUCAGAUUGAUCCUAACAAAGCAUUGGAUCCUGGUUUAAUAUAUGAUGCUACACCACAAGACUAUGUUAAUCUCCUUUGUGAUUUUGGUUAUACGCAUAGUCAAACCUUGACUAUUACAAGAUCGAAAAAAUAUAAUUGCGAUAACCCUUCGUCCGAUCUUAAUUAUCCUUCUUUUAUUGCUUUAUAUGCUAACAAAACAAGGUCAAUUGAGCAGAAGUUUGUGAGGACUGUGACAAAUGUUGGAGAUGGUGCUGCUAGUUACAAUGUGAAGGUGACAAAACCAAAGGGUUGUGUUGUUACUGUGGUUCCUGAGAAGCUAGAAUUUAGUGUUAAGAAUGAGAAACAAAGUUACUCUCUUGUUGUAAAGUAUAAGAGGAAGAAUAAGAAGGAAUUAAAUGUGUUAUUUGGUGACAUUGUUUGGGUUGAACAAGGUGGUGGUGCACAUAAUGUUAGGAGUCCUAUUGUAGUGGCACCAAGUGCUUUUGUAUGAGUGUUGUUCAAGUUUUUGGUUUUUUCUUCUAGCCAUCAUUUUGUAGUGUACCCCUUUUUGGGACUACAAAAAAAUAACUAAUAAAAUUUGAUGGUUGUCUCAUUCACAAA
Molecule: messenger RNA, 2433 nt
Organism: Medicago truncatula (barrel medic)
Lineage: Eukaryota; Viridiplantae; Streptophyta; Magnoliopsida; Fabales; Fabaceae
Product: subtilisin-like protease SBT3
Exons: 1
Coding region: 23-2323 (766 amino acids)
Biological process (GO): proteolysis
Molecular function (GO): serine-type endopeptidase activity
Source: RefSeq, a predicted model, not a curated record